AUGGCGUUUCAACUUCCACCCGGCGUCGUACCCCACAUCAUCAGCGAUUCCGACAACGAGCCCGACAUGGCACCACCUCAACCUACGUUCAUCCCACGUCAUCGUAACAAAAAUCAAGAUCAUAACAAGUUCGACUUUGAUGCAUGGUUCACGGCGUACGACGCUGGUGGGAAAGCCAAGCGUAUGGAAAACGAGGCUCCAAGAACUGUCCGUAAAGAAUCGAAAGUUUCGGACGAUGAAGGUGUUUCAUUCGAAAUGGAAGACACAGAGAUGGAAGAUCAGGUCCUAGUAUCUGGAGUGGAUCUUCUACAGGAAGAGUGGCAGAUGCAAGAGCUGGCCAUGCUGAAUAUGCUUACGGAAGACGAUUGCUUGCAGCGGAUUCUGGAAAUCUUCCCGGACAUCGCACAUGACCACGUGCUUGAAUCCUACCGGGCCAAGUUUACCUAUGGGAUCGAAACCCCAGAGCUUUCUACUGUCACCGCAUGGCGCACCGAUUUCGUCAAUACAUUGAUCGAGUCUGGGAAGUAUCCGAAGGAGCGGGAACGGCGUCAAGAACUCAAGAGAAAACGGGAGGAUAGCAAUCGAGAUGAUGCUACGGAGUUCGAGAAGGAGAACCGGGAGGCCGCUGACCAGAGUUACCUCAAUGCUGCACAGCGACUCCUGCAAGACGAAUUUCCCCAAGUGCCCAUCAAAUUCAUCAGAGAAAAACUCCGAAAGCAUCAGUUUCUUAUUAAAGCAUACGCCGUCAUCGAAGCCGCCGAACGCAAUCUCGAUACCGGGCAGCAGCAACGCUCGUACCGCAAAGUUCGUGCACGAGCGCCACGACCGGCCCUUACCGAAAACUUAGCAACUAUGACGAAUGGUGCGCUUGCGCGGGAACUGGCAGCUGCUAGACGCCGACGGGAGCAACAAGAAGCGAAACGCCGAAAAGACGCCGAGAAAGCUCACGCCGAGCGCAAGAACGAAGAACAUGCCCGUCGUAACGAAGCCAUGAGCGAAUGUGGCUGCUGCUUUACAGAGUACCCUACAAACAGGAUGAUCUACUGCAACGGCGACACAAUCCACUUUUUCUGCCAGGAUUGCGCCGCCAACUACGUCAAGGCAGAAGUGGGACAAUCGAAAUGCAGACCAAAAUGCAUGGACACAAGCGGCUGCGGAGCUGAUUUCAGCAGAGGGCAGCUAAUGUCCUUCCUCGACCGCAAGACGUUCGAUAAGCUCGAGAACCUCCAGCAACAAGAAGACAUACGUAACGCUGGCCUGAAAGACCUCGCCGAGUGUCCGUUUUGCGACUUCAAAGCGAUAUUGCCCCCUGUCCACGUCGACCGCGAGUUCCGCUGCCACAACACCGAGUGCGAGAAGAUCAGCUGCCGCCUUUGCAAGCUCGAGACACACAUCCCGCUUACCUGCGAGCAAAACGCCAAAGAGAGGAAAGGCAGCGUGCGGCACGCUGUGGAGGAGGCCAUGUCGGAGGCGCUAAUCAGGAGCUGCAACCGGUGCAAGAACAAGUUCGUCAAGGAUUGGGGAUGCAACAAGAUGUCGUGUACCAGCUGCGGCAACAGACAAUGCUACGUCUGCUCCCAGAACGUCCACGACUACCAACAUUUCGGCGCCGGUCGAUGUCCGCUUUACGACGACACCGAUGCAAGGCACGACGAUGAGGUGAAGGCCGCCGAAGCUGAGGCGUUGAAGAAAGUCCGCGUCGAGAACCCCGAUAUGACCGAAGACGAGCUCAAAGUCAAGGUCUCCGAUGCCGUAAAAGCGCAAGAACGGCAAGCACGAGAAAGGCGUCGCCAGCAGAACCCGGACGCCGAUAUUCUUGCACGAGCGCAUGGAGGCGGACACAUGAUGGGCCACGGUAUGGCCUUCGCAAACCCGCAAGGUGUACCUCAUGUGCUUCACCCGCAGGUGGUUCCCCCACCAUUCAUUCCAGAAGCCUUUGGCCCCGCUCUCUACGGCGUGCCUCAGCUAUUCCAAGUCCCACAUUGGGUGGGAGGUGGUGCACCACAUGGGCCUAUGCCUAUGAUGGGGCCUCAACAGGCUGCGGCGCACUUUUAUGGUGUGGCGCCCCAGCCCUUUGAGAAUUACCCCCACCUGCACAACUGGGCGAACUUCAUGCAACAAGAUAUGGCUCAUCGGCACCGGUAG
Molecule: messenger RNA, 2145 nt
Organism: Coniosporium apollinis CBS 100218
Lineage: Eukaryota; Fungi; Ascomycota; Dothideomycetes
Exons: 5
Coding region: 1-2145 (714 amino acids)
Source: RefSeq, a predicted model, not a curated record